Molecule: messenger RNA, 2069 nt
Organism: Hyla sarda
Lineage: Eukaryota; Metazoa; Chordata; Amphibia; Anura; Hylidae
Gene: TRMT61B
Product: tRNA methyltransferase 61B
Exons: 7
Coding region: 40-2001 (653 amino acids)
Biological process (GO): tRNA methylation
Cellular component (GO): tRNA (m1A) methyltransferase complex
Source: RefSeq, a predicted model, not a curated record
CACCGAUUUUGGGGGGGGAUUUUAGGCUUCCCUCCCGGGAUGUCAGCGCUGUGUGCACGGAAGAUGCUGCGCCCCGCAGCGCUGUGGUGUCGGGCGCCCCCUGCAGGCAGUGCGAGGAAUCUGCUAACGCGGAGAAUCAAGGAGCAACUGCAACAUUGUAUCAAGUGCUGCUCUGACUCCCAGGAAGGUCAGGGGAGAGGGGGGCAACCUGAAGCCCCAAAGCCCAUCAAUCCCCUAGGUGUAAGGACAUGGAGGAAGAGGAGGCCCCUGUCUCCCCUGGACAGAGUGAGUCUCCUCAUCCCUCCAGAGUAUAUCUCACAGGAGAUCAAAGAUUUGCAAAAUCCUGAACAGCUCGGCCCACCAUCAUCUUCAUCCCAAGACCACCCAGAGAAGGCCAGCCCCCCUGAACUCUCAUCAACUUUCUCCCAAGACCACCAAGAGCAACUCAAACCCUCACAACCCCCAUCAUCCUCCUUCCAAGACCACCCAGAGCAGCUCAAACCCUCACAACCCCCUUCAUCCUCCUUCCAAGACCACCGAGAGCAACUCAAACCCUCACAACCCCCAUCAUCCUCCUUCCAAGACCACCCAGAGCAACUCUCACAACCCCCAUCUUCCUCCUUCCAAGACCACCCAGAGCAACUCAAACCCUCACAACCCCCAUCAUCCUCCUUCCAAGACCACCGAGAGCAACUCAAAUCCUCACAACCCCCAUCAUCCUCCUUCCAAGACCACCCAGAGCAGCUCAAACCCUCCCAACCCCCAUCGUCCUCCUUCCAAGACCACCCAGAGCAGCUCAGCCCCCCUGAACCCUCAUCCUCUUGUGAAGACCACCUCAACCAUCCCCAACCCCCAUCAUUUUUCCAGGAGACUGACCCACUGGGGCAGCUGCCUGACCCAGAACCUUCACCAUCCCCCAACAAUGCCCCCCAAGAACUGUACGACCCCUCAAAAACUGAAAACCCAGCAACUUUACAGGGGAUGCCAUUCCAGCCUCAAGAUCUUCUCAUAGCAGAAUUCAAGAGAAGACACUACUCCAUGUUCAGGAAGAUGUUUGUCCUGAAGAACUCCGGUAAACUGGUCAGCAACUGGGGGGCCAUCAACUACCAGGACUUGUUGGGCAGACUGCCAGGAGAGAAAAUCAGGACCACCACCGGGCACCAGUUCUUAGUGAGAAGACCCUCGCUGGAUGAGUACGUCAUCUACAUGAAGAGGGGACCCACUAUCUCCUAUCCGAAGGAUGUUGCCUCCAUGUUGACGAUGAUGGACGUGAAUCCCGGGGAUGUAAUACUAGAAGCAGGAUCAGGCUCUGGAGCGCUAAGUCUUUUCCUGUCACGUGCCGUGGGGCCAGAGGGUCGUGUGCAUAGCAUCGAAGUACGUUCUGACCAUCACCAGGUAUCUAGGAAGAACUUCCUAAAGUGGAAGACAGCGUGGGAAAUUCGAAGUGGACGAAGUUGGCCAGAUAAUGUGAAUUUCAUCAACAAGGAUGUGCGGGACGUGAUGUCAGACCUCCAGGCUGUAGGAUUUGAUGCAGUGGCUUUGGAUAUGUUGAACCCACAUGUUGCAUUGCCGGCAAUAAUUGGGAAUCUAAAACAAGGGGCUGUGUGUGCCGUGUACAUAACUAAUAUCACACAGGUGAUUGAUCUUCUUGAGGGCAUUCGGUCUUGUGAACUUCCUCUGUUAUGUGAAAAGGUUAUGGAGGUCAGCGUGACGGACUGGCUGGUGGCCCCCUCACUACGUAAGGACGGCAGAGUCUCCAAAAGGGUAGAACCCCAGUGGAAAGGGUCUUCAGGAACCCUAACUCAAGAACAAAGAGAUGAUGAGGAUGAUGAUGAAAGUCAGACAGAUGAUGAUGAUUUUGCAAUUGAAUCUCAGCCUUUUGGGCAGGUGCCUUAUAUUGCACGUCCGAUGCCUUGGCAGAUAGGACAUACAGCUUUUCUUGUGCAGCUGAGAAAAUUCAAACCGGCAGCAGAACUUACAGAACAGACGGACACCAGCUGAUACCAAGAAUAUAUAAUAUUACAGUAUCUUGUAUGAUUUAAACUAUGUUACACUUAUUGAUCUAAAUU